CAGAGCGGAGCGGCCAUGGCAGCAACGCGGCUGGCGGGGAUCUUGGCGCGGCCGCUGGGCGCGGCUGAGCCGCUGGCGCUGGGCUCGCUGCAGGGCAAAGUGCUGCUGGUGGUCAACGUGGCGUCGCUCUGAGGCACCACCACGCGCGACUUCCUGCAGCUCAAUGAGCUGCAGCAGCGCUACGGGCCCCGCGGGCUGCGUGUGCUGGGCUUCCCCUGCAACCAGUUCGGGCACCAGGAGAACGCCACCAACGAGGAGAUCCUGCGCUCGCUGGAGUACGUGCGGCCCGGCAACGGCUUCAAACCCAAUUUCACCAUGUUCGAGAAGUGCGAGGUGAACGGGAAGGGCGCGCACCCGCUGUUCACCUUCCUGAAAGAGGCGCUGCCCUUCCCGCACGACGACCCCACGGCGCUGAUGACCAACCCGCAGUACAUCAUCUGGUCGCCGGUGUGCCGCAACGACGUCUCCUGGAACUUCGAGAAGUUCCUCGUGGGCCCCGACGGCGUUCCCUUCCGCCGCUACAGCCGGCACUUCGAGACCAUCAAGCUGCAGGACGACAUCGAGCUGCUGCUCCAGAAGGUCCCCAAGGAGGCUCUGCAAUAAAGGAAAGCCUGCAUCUGCGUUGUACCGAGGGCCGCUGCUCUGGCUGAACCCCCAAUGUCCGUGCAAGCUUUGCUCGUGACGGUGCAUCUUCCAAACCCUCGAAGUGCGCCCGAUGUUUUCAAAGCUGCGUGUGAAAUGUUUGGGGCAACUCAGCCUGGGGAGCAGCACAUGAGUGUGGGCAAUGGUGUGGGGUUCUCUGAAUAAAGAAAAAGUCUGCUUUAA
Molecule: messenger RNA, 825 nt
Organism: Centrocercus urophasianus (Greater sage-grouse)
Lineage: Eukaryota; Metazoa; Chordata; Aves; Galliformes; Phasianidae
Gene: GPX1
Product: glutathione peroxidase 1
Exons: 2
Biological process (GO): response to hydrogen peroxide; glutathione metabolic process; response to selenium ion
Cellular component (GO): cytosol; mitochondrion
Molecular function (GO): glutathione peroxidase activity
Source: RefSeq, a predicted model, not a curated record